Molecule: messenger RNA, 1398 nt
Organism: Eptesicus fuscus (big brown bat)
Lineage: Eukaryota; Metazoa; Chordata; Mammalia; Chiroptera; Vespertilionidae
Product: sodium-dependent phosphate transport protein 1
Exons: 11
Coding region: 1-1398 (465 amino acids)
Biological process (GO): monoatomic anion transport; transmembrane transport
Molecular function (GO): transmembrane transporter activity
Source: RefSeq, a predicted model, not a curated record
AUGGACGACCGGUCCCCGUCCGGGAGAGCGCCCGGCUGCGGUUCCCUCCGCUGCGGGCUGGCCCUCCUCCUGCACUUCUGCAACGUGUCCAUGAUGUCCCAGCGCGCCUGUCUCAGCCUCACCAUGGUCGCCAUGGUGAACGGCACGGGCCCCCAGGGUCCGCCCAACACCUCCACCCCGGAGCCCCUGGACGACAUCAAGAACCCCGUGUACAACUGGAGCCCCCAAACCCAGGGCGUCAUCUUGAGCUCCGUCACCUACGGGAUGCUCCUCACCCAGGUGCCCGUCGGGUAUCUGUCCGGGAUCUACCCCGUGAAGAACAUGGUCGGCUCCGCCUUGCUGCUCAGCUCCCUGCUCAGCCUGCUCAUGCCGCUGGCGGCCGGGGCGGGGGAGUCGGCGGUCAUCGCCUGCCGCGUGGCCCAGGGCCUCAGCCAGGGGACGAUGCUGGUGGCUCAGCACACCGUCUGGACCAAGUGGGCGCCUCCGUCGGAACGAGGCCGACUGACCUCUCUGAGUCUGUCAGGGCUGAUGCUGGGACCCUCCCUGGCCCUGUGUGUGACUGGGCUCAUCUGUCAGUCCCUGGGCUGGCCCAUGGUCUUCUACAUCUUCGGGGCCGGCGGCUGCGCCCUGAGCCUCUGCUGGUUCCUUCUGUUUCACGACGACCCCAAGGGCCACCCGUGCAUCAGCCCCGGGGAGAAGGAGCUCAUCGCGUCCUCCCUCGUCGAGCAGGUGGGCUCCGCGGGAAAAUCCGUGCCCAUCCGGGCCGUGCUCAAGUCUCUGCCCGUCUGGGCCAUUUCCCUCGGCUGUUUUGCUUUCUCCUGGACAAAUCACGUCAUGUUUUUGUACUUGCCAACAUUCAUCAGCUCCAAGCUCCACGUUAACGUGAGAGAGAACGGGCUGCUGUCCGCCCUCCCCCAUCUGUGCUGCUGGCUCCUGGGCAUCCUCGCGGGGCACGUGUCCGACGGCUUCCUGUCCAGGAAGAUGCUCAGCUUGCUCACCGUCCGAAAGCUCUUCACCGCGCUGGGCCUCCUCCUGCCCGCCGUCUUCGUGGUGGGCCUGCUCUACCUGGGCCCCGGCUUUCACGGCACCGUCACGUGCCUCACGCUGGCCAGCGCCACACUGGGCUUCUGCGUCAGCGGGAUAGUGAUCAACCCCCUGGACAUCGCCCCCAGAUACUACGGGUUUCUGAAAGGAGUCACGGUUCUCAUCGGAAUGACGGGGGGACUCAUUUCGUCCACUCUGGCGGGGAUAAUCCUCAAUCAGGACCCGGAGGCCGCCUGGUCCACCAUCUUCCUCCUCAUGGCGGCUGUCAACGUGAGCAGCCUCCUCUUCUACCUGGUCUUCGCCGCGGCCGACGUGCAGGCCUGGGCCCAGGAGAAGCAGCUCACCCGCCUCUGA